CUACGUCACGGCAGAGCAGUCUCAGCCAGCAUAUAAAAGAGCCAGGACAAGCCUGUCGUGCUAAAGAUCCACUAGCUUUGCUCUCGACAAGACAAUUCCGCUAGCCUGUCAGCGUUUGCUGCAGUUCACGCCUUCACCAGGCCACCAACUGUGUUAGGGAAUAUCACAAGGUAUUUCCGUUGUCUGUAAGAAUGUCGACUGGCGUGACAUCUGAAGAAAUGUCCGUGUCCAACCCAGCCCCAGAACCCGCCUGCAUUGACCUGAACAACAGUUACACGAUACUCAAGACUCUGGGGAAAGGAGCGUACGGGGACGCUCUUUUGGCACGUUGUGCCCGGACUGGCACCACAGUGGCUCUCAAGAAGGUGCUCAAGAAAAACACCAAGCUGAAAGACUUUCAACAAGAGGUGAAUUUGAGUUAUUACCUGUCGCCCCACCCGUGUAUUCUGGACGCGUACAAUGUAGCUUACCAGACCGCGGAGGCUUAUGUGUUCGUUACUGAACACGCACCUUGUGGUGACUUAUUCGAGGCCAUUCCGCCCCAUGUAGGCAUCAGAGAGUACAGUGCCAAACUGGUCGUCACUCAGAUCGCUUCAGCUCUGGACUUUAUGCACAGUAAACAGAUUGUUCACAGAGAUCUUAAGCCGGAAAACGUACUCAUGUUCAAAUCGGACUUUUCUCGUGUGAAACUCACCGACUUUGGCCUUUCGCGAAAGGAAGGAACAGUUGUGAAGAAAAUAGACGGUUGCAUUCCGUAUACCCCGCCUGAGAUCUGCGAAGCGGCUAGUCACGAGAGCUUGACUGUGUCCAAAGCCGAGGAUACCUGGUGCCUUGGAGUCAUGAUGUUCUGCAUGCUGACGGGAAACUUCCCUUGGGAAAAGGCAACAGAAGUCAACACCCAUUUCGCAGAAUUCCGUUCCUGGCAGAGGCGAAAAUACACCCGCGUUCCUUCACUUUGGAGGAAAUUGUCACCACGCGUCAUGAAACUCUUUAGAAAAUUACUCGACUGCAAGCCAAAGAAACGACCGCCGGUGAACGAGGUGUUCAAAUUCAUCGAGGACAAAUGGGUUAUUACUCGUAAAGGCUCUCACGAAACUGACGAGAGCAGUGUGUCUGGAAGUGACCUUACCGAAGAACUUAGCUUAGGCUACGAAUGGAAUCGCCAAAUUUCGGAUAUAGAUCUCAACGAGAAAGACUUAAGAACGUCAGAGUGGGUGCUGAGCCUGUCGUAGCGAAGAGACUGUGUCAAAAGGACUUCACCCGGUGAUAUGUUUCAUAAAGUGAUAGGUGUAAACGGUUAGAUCUUGCGAUUGUUUGUGUUAUCCGUCGAGCCGAAGCUGUGCACCAUUUGUAUAUAAAAUUGUACAUUUCAAAGAACUGUAACUGAGCCCAUGCGAUUAUCUUCCAUCACUGUACUAUCACUCAGUGUAAAAAGUUAUUGUUUUUUUGCACCAGUUCAUCACUAAUAAAAUAAAUCUA
Messenger RNA from Liolophura sinensis, 1479 nucleotides. RefSeq names its product serine/threonine-protein kinase SBK1-like. NCBI's taxonomy places the organism in Eukaryota, Metazoa, Mollusca, Polyplacophora, Chitonida, Chitonidae. The record is from RefSeq and is a predicted model, not a curated record. The transcript is spliced from 2 exons. Gene Ontology annotation, molecular function: ATP binding; protein serine/threonine kinase activity. Bases 192 to 1232 code for a protein of 346 amino acids. Gene Ontology annotation, biological process: protein phosphorylation.